Anastrepha obliqua is the source of this 706-nucleotide messenger RNA. RefSeq lists its product as uncharacterized. Lineage: Eukaryota; Metazoa; Arthropoda; Insecta; Diptera; Tephritidae. Bases 35 to 706 code for a protein of 223 amino acids. The record is from RefSeq and is a predicted model, not a curated record. The transcript is spliced from 2 exons.
ACUGCAGUGUUUCCAGUCGUUUGUGACAAGCGAGAUGUCGGCAAGUUACUGGCUAACAAUUUUUGCCACACUAGUUUGCAUACAGCUCUCCCUCUCGGCCGUUGUACAGGCUGCCCAGCCCGCCAAUCAAGAGCUGCAGGCAUUCAUCGGCCGCGUUGAGGCGCUGGUACUCGAUACCACCGAUCGUGCACUGAUUAUCACUCGUAAUAUUUACCUUAACAUAAGCAAAGAGAUGCCACCAAUGCUGCUGCAGGCUACCAAUCAAACGAUGCAAGAUUAUGUUUGGCGGGUCAAUGAAGCAUUGAAUGGCUCAUCAAAUGCCAACUUCACCAUUAAGCGCAAAUUGUUGCGGCAAUUUAAAGUGAACAAUCUGCAAAUCGAACUGCUGCGUCGCCAAUUGACUCCGCUGCAACCGGAAUUCAACUUUCAACUGAUCUCAGAUGAAUUUACCAACUCACAAAAUAACAUCACCGAAUUUGAUAAUUUGUAUUUGUGGUUCAUGCAAGAAUUCGCGGACGCAUCGCAGCAGUUGUGGGAUACAUUGUCCGAGCCUACAGUGGAGGAGCAACAGGAGCUGUUGGAGCUGCUCGAUGAGAUUUCCAAAGAGCAGCAACUGCGUGAGAAGGAUAAAUUGUAUGAUGAAUUUAUUGCCAUGUUUCUAUUCAAAAUCGAAGAGAAUGAGUUGGAGACUAAAGAAUUGUAUUGA